AUUAGAUGCUUACCGAACCAAAUAUCGAUCGAAGCUUUGUUGAAGAUUAAAUUAAAUUACUUUAAAGAGAUAUCAAUUGUAUAAUUGAUUAGGUGAGUGAUUUCAUUAAAAUUUUAGGAUAGAAAUUUAAGAAAAUCAGGAUUGGCAAAACUUUAAGAUUUCUUCAAAAUUAAAUAGAAUGCUCCAGAGCGUAUAUAUAUCUUUGAUGCUUAUGCACUUAAAAAUCUUUUAAGAGUAUUUGAAGAUUCAGUAGAGAGAAAUAGAGAAGCAGCUAUAAAUAUAGUAUUAAAUUAUCUUAGUCUUCAUGAUUAACAUUAUAAUACAGAGACUCUUAGAUUAAUUGUUGAUACGAUAAUCAAUCGUCUUAAUUAAUUACCAUUUUCAGAAACUAGUGAAGAAAUUAGAUUAUCAUUGAUUAAAUUGUUACAUCAAAUAUAAGUUAAACAUAUUGAAGCUUACUCUAAUAAUUUAUAAAGAUUAGCACAUAUGAUUGGUAAAGCACUUUAAGAUAAUUUCCCAGAAGUUAAAAAAGUAUUCUUAUCUAUUUUAUUUAAUAGGAUGCAGCAAUAUUUGCAGCUGAAAUUUCAAAAAAAUUACCUAUUGGUGAAUAUAUGGGAGAAGCUGUCAAAUCACUAAAUUUCAAUAUGUAACAUGCUCAUACUAAAAUUAGAAAAGCAACAGUAGAUGUAAAAAUUUAAUAAUUAUUUUUCAGAGUAUAGCUCCAGUCCUCUUAAGUAGAACUAAUGGAACCUUUUUAGAAAUUGUUUUAAAUAAUUUAAAAAAUCUCUCUUUAGAUAAAUCUUCUGAUGUAAGAAAAGGAACUUUAAUUGCAGUUUCAGAAUUAUUAAUGCACUUUUCUAUUCAAAAUUUGAAUAGUUAUGAAAAUAAUCUGAUUCUGAUUUUAAUGAACAGUUUAAGUGAUGAUAGUAAGGAAAUAUAAAAUUUGGCUAUGUAACUCCUAGAUUAAAUUGGAUUAAAAAGACAAAAAUUGGAUGAAGAAGCCAAUUUGUGA
Paramecium sonneborni is the source of this 1012-nucleotide messenger RNA. The record is from the annotation of a GenBank genome assembly. NCBI's taxonomy places the organism in Eukaryota, Ciliophora, Oligohymenophorea, Peniculida, Parameciidae.